UGAUUUCGUCGGCAAGACGAAUCGGAAGGUUGAGACUGAUGCCAGAUUGUGGCGGCAAUCUUUGUCGGUAGAUCCCCAUAUGGGGGCAGGUGGGAGAUUCACUUAGGCGGACCCCUGGCCCGUUGAGGAGAAGGAGGGGAGUUGCACGAUUUGGUGAGUGAGCAAAGCAGCGGGCAGCUGGGCGGAAGCAGGCGGCGUGGCCAAUCGAAGCCCCUUGAGCUAGCGCAAGUUCUGGGCGAGGACCCUAUCAAUUAUCUUUCGGCGGGCCACACCGCGCCCGUUGUCGCUGCUCUUCGAGAAGCCUCCUCUUCACACCACCACUUGCUUCCUUCCCCAACCUGUCCAUCGUCCCACCACCGCUCCUUCGCGACCGACACUUCUACGCCGCAGGCCUCUCCUUUCCGAUCUCCGCGUUUCGCACGAAAAGAAAACAGACAAACACCGUCAAAAUGGCCACCAAGGAGUACACCUACCAGGAUGUUGCUGAGCACAACACCAAGAAGGACUGCUUCCUCGUUGUCCACGACAAGGUCUACGACUGCGGCAAGUUUGUCGACGAGCACCCUGGUGGUGAGGAGGUCAUGCUCGACGUUGCUGGCCAGGAUGCGACAGAGGCCUUUGAGGAUGUUGGCCACAGCGACGAGGCCCGCGAGACCCUCGAGCAGCUUCUCGUCGGUACUCUGAAGAGACUGCCCGGCGACCCUGCCCCCAAGGCCACGACACAGGCUACCGCCGCCCCGGCCAACACGAGCUCCGCUGGCUUUGGCGCCGCCAUUUACGGCGUGCUCAUCGCUGGUGGCAUUGCCGCCUACGCCGCCUACCAGUCUUCUCAGGGCAAGAAGCUCUUCUAAGUUAUCUGCUCAAGGGGAUGGGUUUACAAGGGGUGGAGAUGGCGUGGAAAUAAUCGUGAGGCACA
Messenger RNA from Microdochium trichocladiopsis, 916 nucleotides. Its product is annotated as cytochrome b5-like heme/steroid binding domain-containing protein. The coding region runs from base 450 to 851 and encodes 133 amino acids. The transcript has 3 exons. Gene Ontology annotation, cellular component: endoplasmic reticulum membrane; intracellular membrane-bounded organelle. Lineage: Eukaryota; Fungi; Ascomycota; Sordariomycetes; Xylariales; Microdochiaceae. The record is from RefSeq and is a predicted model, not a curated record. Gene Ontology annotation, biological process: sterol biosynthetic process. Gene Ontology annotation, molecular function: heme binding.